AUGCAUCCUGUUACUUCGGGCUCUUCUCACACGUACACCCUACUGCCUUCGUGCUCUCCUGUCGGCGUUUUGGGGCUGCAACCGAUGCCUUUAUCCUCACGUCCACUGAAGCAUGCGACGGACAAGAGGCCUUUACCUGGACUGGUAACUCCAACCGGGAUGCUCAAGCAGACGAUACUCAUCGCCGAUGUAUGGGCAACGGAAGAAAUGUGUCUCAUUCCCUCUGGUGAAGUACCACCUGCAGCAGUAGACAAUGGCACAUCAGCAGGUCGAUACCGCGCACACAGCUCCCUUGUUACCGGCAAGGCGAAGACACCCUUGCGGGCCACUGGCAUCGGACGCUGCAUACAGGAGCCCAUCAAUAAAGACCCGGACUGCCGACAAUCUUGA
Messenger RNA from Pyrenophora tritici-repentis Pt-1C-BFP, 390 nucleotides. RefSeq lists its product as uncharacterized. The record is from RefSeq and is a predicted model, not a curated record. Lineage: Eukaryota; Fungi; Ascomycota; Dothideomycetes; Pleosporales; Pleosporaceae.